Clupea harengus (Atlantic herring) is the source of this 3818-nucleotide messenger RNA. It is a transcript of the gene tnfrsf11a, whose product is annotated as tumor necrosis factor receptor superfamily, member 11a, NFKB activator. Gene Ontology annotation, cellular component: external side of plasma membrane. Lineage: Eukaryota; Metazoa; Chordata; Actinopteri; Clupeiformes; Clupeidae. Gene Ontology annotation, molecular function: tumor necrosis factor receptor activity; cytokine binding. Gene Ontology annotation, biological process: tumor necrosis factor-mediated signaling pathway; positive regulation of bone resorption; lymph node development. The record is from RefSeq and is a predicted model, not a curated record.
UAACGUUGAAUAUUUUCCUUUGUUUGUUUGUAUUUCUGUUUUUCUUUCCUAAACACCUUUGGCAAAAAUGCUUCAUAUACAAUUAAGAGCAUUUUAAAACAGGCUAUAUAACCUGAUAGUUAUUUGAGGUUAGAAAUGAGCAGUCUGUUAUUGCAAGCAAUUGCAUGUCUGUGGUAAGAUGAGAGCACGGCACAGUAUUGCUACACAUCCUGAAUUGGAAUAAAUAAAUAAUUUAAGGCACAAUGAUUUUCAUUUAUCCCCCACCCUAUUCCAAAAAUAACACAAUCUUAAGAGACAAUUCUUUAUUAAUAGGCUCAUAAAAAUGCCAACACAAAUCAAAAUAUGUCAUGAAAGCACACCUGGAAAUCAGUAAUUUCUUGAAUGAGCUGUGAGCACUUUCCUUUUUUUUCUUAGCUAAUGUUUAAAAGAAAUGGGCGGAGCGUGCAGAAGUUCUAGCCAGAUUACUACAGCGUCGUGGGACACACAGAUUCACUCCAUAACGCGUGGGUGAGUGUUUAUCACGGGGCCUGACGCUCGAGAAUGCUAUACGCUGCAGAGACUGAACACCGGGUCGGCUCUAAAAGAAAACCUCUCCUCAAAUACGUGUCGCUGAACUGGACCAUAAAAUAACGGGGACUCUUGUUGCCAUCGGCAAAGGUCAUAUAGACCACGUUUCAUCUUUGAAGGGAUCAUCAUGAGGGUGACGUUUACAACCAGCUGGAUUUUUCAAGGCUGGAUCAAGAACAUUAUAGUGAUUCUCUGCAUACAAGUUGUCUACUCCAAACCCUGUAAGCCAAACCAGGUCCUGAGAGACAGGAAGUGCUGCAGCAAAUGUGAACCAGGGACGUACGUGUUUGCUCACUGCACCAGCAGCUCAGACACAAUAUGUCGGCCUUGUGGGAAGAACGAGUACCAGCCGGACUGGAACAAUGACACCAAGUGUAAUCCCCAGAGGUUCUGCGAUACUGUCAAAGGGUUCAGUCAGGACCGUCCACAGAACCCAAAGGCAGCGGUGCCGUGUCCCUGCAUGAAAGGCUUCCAGUGCUCACCCACCAACUGUGAGUUCUGCGAACCCAUCCCUCCUUGUCUACCUGGACAGGGAUUCACUAUGGAUGAAUCAGGGCAAGGUUCCUGUAAGGCAUGUCCUGAGGGGUUCUUCUCUGACAACCACUCCACUGAUCCCUGCAAGCCGUGGGUGAGUUGUAAAGACUCUGGGAAGACCGAAGUGAAGCCUGGGAACUCCAAAAGCAAUGCUGCGUGUGGACCAACAGCACUCGUGUCCUCCACGUCAUGGGUUGUGGUGGCUGUUUUGUCUGUCAUCAUGGUUGUGUCACUGGUCAUCCUCACGCUAUUUUGCUACAAGGAUAAGAUGAAACUACUCUCCGUGAAUGUAAGAUCUUGUGUUCAAAACCUGAAAAGGAGCAGGAUACAACAGGAGACUCUGGCACCUCCCUACAACGGCCCUCAACACUGCACCUAUGAGAUCACCCGCCUGCUUCGCCCUGACGAGUCUCUCACCCUGUGCCCCAGCACCAUCCUGGCCAUGGAGGGAGGUGUGGAGGACGCCUCGGCCACAUCCGACUCCCUGAGCCCAGCAGCGGUGGAGGGCUCAUCUGGCACCCUGAGCGAGGACGGUGCAGAGGUGGAGGGCGCCACGUUGCCACUGUCGGGCAGCUCCAGCUCCAGCUCCAGCUCCAGCUCCAGCUCCUGCAGCUGCAUGAUCUCCAUGAAGGAGCCGGUGGAACUAGGCGAGAACGAGGACUGCAGUCAGGUGGUGGCCGCCAGCAUGGCGGGCGUCUGCUCCUGUGGGAGCGGAGAGCGAGAGGACCGUGACGGGGAAAGGGAGAGGGAGAGGGAUGGCGGGUCAGGCAGAGACAAAGUGGUGGAGAGUGCAGCAGGAGUAGGAGGAGGAGGUUUAGUUGGAGGAAGAGAAGGAGGAGGCCCAGAGGAGUCCCCCCUCUGUCAGAACUGCUGCCCUGAGGAGGGCCUGCUGGGCUGCGCGGACUGCACCGAGCUCCGGGCCUCCCAGGACCUCUACUUGGACUACAGCAGCCUGCCGGAGAAGGAGCCCAUGUCCGAGGCCAGGUGCUCAGGAGACUCCAGCCACGCGGGCCCCCAGGGCACCAUGGGACCUCUGGACCGGCUCAACGAGCCCCGCUGCUGUAGCAUCGAGUCCACCACGGCGCCGGCUCUGUCAUCGGUCAGCGCCAACGACCAGGGCAUUUCCCUCAGCUGCAGCGCCGAGCUUAAGCUAUCCGACCCGGACGUGGACGCCGAGUACCAGGCCCACUGCUCGGAAACCGCUCUGACCUCAGGUCAGGUGACUGGGAACAACAACACCACCUUCAUCUCCAGCGGGCAGGUGAUGAACUUCAGCGGCGAGGUCAUCGUCGUCUACGUCAGCCAGACUUCUCAGGGUGGCGGCGGGGCCGAGACGAGCGAGCCGUUCAGCUGCCCGGUCCAGGAGGAGUCCAACGACGGGUCCAACAUCCGGAGUGCCCCCAAGACGCCGCCGGCCACCGGCGCACCAGGUGUACUGCAGGACAGCAACGUACCUGUGCAGGAGAUGGCUCGCAGGUGGCCAAAGGCAGUCAAAUGAACAAAGAGGUGGAGGCUUGGACGUUCUGGCCACCAGGUCCAGGAUCAGAGCUGAUCUCCUUUCCUGCUCUAAGGACCUCCUUCACGAACUGUUGAAGCGCUGUUGAAGUGCUUUUGUUGUGUAUAAGAUAAAAUGCUAUGCAUUUGUUGAACGUGUAUUGUACAUAGCUUUUGAUUCCUACACAUCAGCAUCAGUGUUGCUUUAUGUUGCAGAUGCAGAUGUUGGUUAUUAUUUCUUGGUUGUAAAACUAGUUGCUUCUUCAAACAUCUCGUUGACAGCUUUGUCAGAUGAUGCAUGACUCAGACAACACUGAAAGCACACACACACACACACACACACACAGAAACGAAGAGUUGCCCCCUUUAAGAAUGAAAGUACAGUCGCCAGAACAAAAGCACAUUGUCUCCCUGCUUCGCCCUGUAGGCUCUCCAGACUCUUUGUCUUGCCUUGGUCUUGGUCAGGCCUUUCAGAACGAAAAGAGGAACAAGCACACACACACACACACACACACACCAUCCCGUGGAGGAUCCUGGUAGUUUGAAGUGUGUUAAUGUAACAGUAUGACUGAAGUAUGCAGAUUUUUUUUUUUUUUUUUUUACUGUACUUUUUGAAGUAAGUUGGUAGCAGUUAAUAUGUGCAUCACAUCCUUCAAUCAGCCCAGUGCCUUGUUAAGCUGUUUUAUGACUCUUUGACUUGUUCUCUCAUUUUAAAUGGUGGCGUUGCAGCUACUGACCGAAGGGAAUUUGGUAACACAAAUUAAUUAUGUGAGUGUUCGUCAGGCUUUAUGUUGUGAAUGCUCUAGUUUGAGCAUUUAUAACUUACUGAAUGAUCAGAAUUACAAUCAUGGAAGUCUUCCAUCACAAGAGUAUAAGGCCUUCAGCAUAAAUUCACUUAAUGCUUUACCAUACAUGUCUUACCAAGUGAUAACUUCACAGACACCAAUGCCUUUUUAUAAACUGGAGAAAUAUGUAUUGAAAUGCAUUAUGAAACUUUUGACCAUAAAGAUUCAUUCUCCAACAUUUAAUGAGUUUUGCUGGAAAUUGUGAACAUUCAUGUUCAUGAAUGAAGGUUUAUGUCUUGCAUAAUAAGGCAUUGUGAAUGUGUUAUAAAUUCAACGCAUUAUGGAUAGAUUUUUGGAAGUGAAGCAUUACCAUGACUUUUUUAUAAGAGCAUAUUUGUUUGUACAUUUAUUCAUGUUAACGAAUUCAAAUAAAACUAU